Molecule: messenger RNA, 1188 nt
Organism: Racocetra fulgida
Lineage: Eukaryota; Fungi; Glomeromycota; Glomeromycetes; Diversisporales; Gigasporaceae
Source: the annotation of a GenBank genome assembly
AUGUCGAUUGAUCCCCAAAACCCGGGUUAUAUUGUAUGUUAUGAUCCAGCAACGGGUCAACUAUUAUCUAACAUACGUGCUCACACUGAACAAGAUGUGGUCGAAGCUCUAAAAAAAGCUCGCAACGCCCAAAAAAAAUGGGCACAAACCACAUUUAAAGAACGGAGAAAAGUGUUAAAAAUUAAAUCAUCUGAGCAAGUAGCAUGGUCAUUGCAGUACUACAGUGAAAUCGUUAAGACUUGUUUAAUCUCAUGCGGUCAUGAUCCGGAUAUAGUGCAGUUUCUAUGUGGAUUUGCAGAUUGUGGUGAAGCUCUCGUUAAAAGCGGUGUUGAUGGGAUAACUCUUAUUGGUUCUCCACAAGUAGGUAGACAGGUCAUGUCAUCAUCAUCUACUACAUUAACACCCUGCACAUUAGAACUAGGAGGAAAGGAUUGUGCUAUCCUUCGCCAAGAUGUAAAUUUAAGGCAAAUAAUUCCAGUGAUAUUACGUGGCGUAUUUCAGAACGCUGGACAGAACUGCAUCGGACUUGAAAGAAUUCUUGUUCAUGAAAGUAUUUAUGAUAAAUUUGUGAAAAUAAUUGAACUAAGAGUUAGGGAACUUAGAGUGGGAUGCGCUUUGAAUGAUGAAGAGGUUUCGCAAGGAGCCAAGCUACUCUAUGGAGGUCAUCCGUUCGUUCAUCCCCUUUAUCCAACCGCUCAUUAUUAUACACCCACACUUCUCAUAGAUGUAACUCCCGAUAUGCCAAUAUCUCAAACGGAACAUUUUGGGCCAAUAAUGGUAGUAAUGAAAUUCCGAACAGAUGAUGAAGCGAUUGAAAUUGCAAAUUCUAGCGGUUAUGGAUUGGGAAAUAGCGUGUUUACCAAAGACCAGCGAAAAGGUGAAUGGAUGGCAAGACGACUAAGAAGUGGAAUGGUUAACAUAAAUGAUUUUGGAGCUAGCUAUCUUUGUAAUUUACCAUUUGGUGGUGUUGAAGGUCUUCGUCAGCAAUGUUUAAUGAAAUCUAUUACUCUAGAUCGAUUUCCAUGGUUAAUACAGACUUCUAUUCCUAAAAUGUUGGAUUAUCCUGUACAUUUUUGUGGACCCAUGUUUGUUUCUAAUUUGGUUAAAACUGUUUAUGAAAAUAGAUUAUUGGACAAAGUUAAAGGUAUUAUUAAAUUGAUAGUUAAGGAGAGAAUUGAUUAUGAAGAA